AUGGCUCCCCCUCCUAUUACUGAACAACAACGAAAACUAAAGAAGUUAUUAUUGGUUCAACAAACAACAAACAAUAUCUUGAUCUUUUUAUUUGCUCAAUCUUAUGUAAUCAUGUGUUCCUACAUUCGAGAAAGGAUUCGUGAUAUUAAAACAAAAGAAGAAAAAAUAAUCUCUCGAACUAUAUGGAUGGCUAGAUUGACAAUAGAGUGUGAUGCGGCAUGCAUUAGUGAACUUCGAAUGGAUAGGGCAACCUUUAUAGUAUUGUGUGAUAUGGUAAGAGAUAUUGGAGAAACUGUGAGUCGACAAUUCCAUUCAGUUCUUCAUGCAAUUUUGAAAUUACAUCCAAUUUUAUUGAAGAAGCCAGAACCUAUCUCUCAGGAUUGUCGCGAUGAGAGAUGGAAAUGUUUUCAGGGUUGUUUAGGAGCAUUAGAUGGAACGUUAAUUAAAGUUACACCACCUAAUGAGAAUAAAUCUCGGUAUCGCACGAGAAAAGGUUGUAUUUCAACAAACGUAUUAGGCGUGUGUUGCCCAAAAAUGCAAUUUAUAUAUGUAUUGCCUGGGUGGGAGGGUUCAGCACAUGAUGGUCGCGUACUUCGCGAUGCAAUUUCAAGACCUAAUGGUUUAAGAGUCCCUCUAGGUUGUUAUUACUUGACUGACUCUGGAUAUUGCAAUGCAAAAGGAUUUCUUGUUCCCUAUCGAGGACAACGAUAUCAUCUGAAAGAAUUUGAUGGACAUCGACCAGAGACCCCAGAGGAAUACUUCAACAUGAAGCAUUCCAAAGCUAGAAAUGUUAUAGAAAGAUGUUUUGGGUUGUUAAAAGGAAGAUGGAAGAUUCUUGCAUCCCCUUCAUUCUUUACCAUUCAAAUCCAAGUUCGCAUCAUAAUGGCAUGUUGUCUUUUGCAUAACUUGAUUCGCAAAUAUAUGAGUGUCGAUCCACAAGAGUCAAUUAUUGAAGAAGAAGAAGAGAACAAUGAUGAGGAAAGUGAUGAUGACGAAGAAGUAGAACAUAUCACACAAAUUAAUCCAAGUAAUGAGUGGCUAGAAUUUAGAAAUAAUAUGGCUACUAAUAUGAUGUCUACAUCUACACCUGUUUAUCGUGGACGUGGAAAAAACAAACAAUUUUGGACUGAGGAUGAGGUUGAUGCUUUGAUUGAUGCCCUCCAAGAGUUAGCUUGUGAUCCAUUAUGGAAAGUAGACUCUGGAUUUAAGAACAAUUACAUGGGUCAACUACGUAAGAUGAUAAUGCGUAAGAUUCCUGAUUUCAAUAAAGAAGCUACUCCUCACAUUGAAUCAAAGAUAAAAAAUCUUAAAGGCAAGUACAAUCCCAUUGCGGAGAUGUGUAUGCAAAGUGGUUGUCAGUGGGAUGAGGAAGGUGCAGUACUAUUCAUUGGUCUCAAUUAG
Impatiens glandulifera is the source of this 1401-nucleotide messenger RNA. RefSeq lists its product as uncharacterized. The transcript is spliced from 6 exons. The coding region runs from base 1 to 1401 and encodes 466 amino acids. NCBI's taxonomy places the organism in Eukaryota, Viridiplantae, Streptophyta, Magnoliopsida, Ericales, Balsaminaceae. The record is from RefSeq and is a predicted model, not a curated record.